Clarias gariepinus (North African catfish) is the source of this 3147-nucleotide messenger RNA. It is a transcript of the gene ccdc50a, whose product is annotated as coiled-coil domain containing 50a. Gene Ontology annotation, molecular function: ubiquitin protein ligase binding. The coding region runs from base 154 to 1884 and encodes 576 amino acids. The transcript is spliced from 12 exons. Lineage: Eukaryota; Metazoa; Chordata; Actinopteri; Siluriformes; Clariidae. Gene Ontology annotation, cellular component: cytoplasm. The record is from RefSeq and is a predicted model, not a curated record.
CUCGCGAGAUAGAGAGAGAGCGAGAGAGAGGGAAAGCGAGUGAGUGAGUGAGAGAGAGAGAGGUUACAGAAACCAAAAACAGAAACCUGCGUUACAAAAAAAAAAAAAAAAAAAAAUCACUGGAAACGUUCUUCCCUGAAGCUGAAUCCCGUCAUGGAGGAUCAGAGUAUCGAUGAUAAACGGCUCCCGGGCGUCAGAGAGGUGUGUCGUGAUUUCGCUGUGCUGGAGGAUCACUGUCUGGCCCACAACCUUCAAGAACAAGAAAUUGAGAGCCACCUCGCCUCCAACAUCCACAAGAGUCGUCUGGUGCAGCAGGAUCUCCGUGUGGCCAAGCGUCUCCAAGAAGAAGAGGACCAGCGGGCCAAAGCCCAAAGCCAGAGACAGCUUCAAGACAUUGAACGCAGUGACAACGAAAUAGCUCAAGAGAUUCAGGACCAGCUCGUCCGGCAAGCCGAGAAGCAAAAGCAGCAGGAGGCAAAGGAUGAGGCCAUUGCACGCAAGCUGCAGGAGCGAGAGUUAAAAGAGGAGCAGAGGAGGCAGAAACAGCUGGAGGCCAAACUGGAAGAGCAGCAGUACUAUGAAGACAAAGGAGCCUACAGACCCCCUUCAGACACUCGUGUGGAACUCUCAGGCUCUGAUUUGCCAGUAUCAGGCAGAGAAAGAUUCAGAGAGUUAAAUCGGGGUCGAUCUCCAGAUCACUGGCCUCAAAAAAUGGACCAAAACAGACGACUGGACAGUCAUAGUACACUGAGCCAACAGGCUGAUUACUACCCUGGUGAAGGCGAUCCCUCAAGAGUCUCGGAGCAUCCUAAAUCUGAACAGAACCGAGGGAAAAAUGAAGGCAGGACCAGAAGGCAAACACCUGAGCACUACUUCUCAGAGGGAAGGACUAAAUAUCCAGAGGAAUAUCCGCCUGCAAGGAACAGAAACGCAGAAGCAGAUCCACGUCACAACCAGGAUUUGGCAUACAGGGAUGACCCAUCUGACAGGGACAGGACAAGGAGACAAGAUCGAGAUCAACAAAGAGAAAGAGAAAAAAGGAGAAAAGGAGAUACAGAGAAGUACAGAGACAAAAGUCAAGAUAAGGUGAGUAGGGACCCUGGUAGAGACAGACUCAGGCCCAAAGAUGUGGACAUGGGACAGAAUGGCUAUAGACACAGGAGCAGAGAUAGAGAUUUGGACUUGGACCUAGACAAGCAUGGACAUAAAGAGAGAGCGAGGGAUGGAGAAAGAAAUCGGAGUAGGGACAGAAACAGAAGCCGAGAAUUGGAUGGGCAAUUUCCCAGUAAGCGCAGUUCGGAAGAAACCGAGGACAAUGCUGUCUGCACCAACAGGCAGAGGCACUACAGCAGUGACGAUGUGUUUGAGGAGCCAAGCUCUAGAAGUCUCUCUAAAGGGCAAACCCCCAGGUAUAGAGGACGAAGCGCACAGGAGGAGUACGGAAUGAAGGAAGCAAUGCAUGGUUUGUCGCAGAUGGACCUGCGAGCCCAGGAGUUCAAAGACAUGGAGGUGGCACGCAGAAUGCAGGAAGAGGAGCUCAUGGCCAGUAAAUUUGACAAAAGAGCUGCUCAAGUUGCACAAGAUGAGGAAAUAGCUCGACGAUUCAUGGAGGAAGAAGAAAGGGAGUACAAAAAGUCUAGAGAGAAAGAGAAACAACAGAGACGAGCUGACGGAGACUCCAGGCACACAGAGGAAGAAUUGGCUCGGCCUCGAACACGAGAGGAGUAUGACCAAAAAGCUCGGAAUCCCAAACCAUCAAGACCUCCACCACAUAUCCAUAACUAUGUGAAUGUUGACCCCGGUUAUGGUUAUUCGGAUAACUACUCCCCUCGCCCACCUUCCAGACCUGAAGCUGCUUACAAAGGUGCCUAUUACAGACAGUGACUUGAGGCCCUUGCUGUCAUUUCAUGAUUUGUGCUGUACUUCUGUUUUUCUUCUUCACUUUUUGAAGAUUGCUGUAUACUGCUAGAAGGAGGCUGUGGGGUCUGUUUAAACGCUGAUCUCAUAUAAACCACCAAGUUCAGACUUUUGAAUACAUAACCUUGUAUUAUUAUUAUAAUUCUGCACGAUGAUUAAGCAUCCAUUUUUUUCUUGUGCAUGUUUGAAACUUUUCUGACAACAACAACAGAUGUUAUUUUUAUUUAUUUAUAAUUUAUGUUUUGUAAAAACUGAUAGGAAAAUCAUAUUUACUUUUCUAGAUAUUACAUGGUUGUGAUAUCAGUGUUGUAAUGAUUAAAUAUGUCUUUAACGCCAUAUCCAUACAUUAGCCAUUCCAGUACUUCAACAAAUUGAGUUUUUCCAUUAAAAUCCCUUUCACGCUUGCUGUUUUUUUGUUGCAUUCAGCUCGAUGUGGCAGGUAUGGUUUGCAAAAUGAAUGCAAUGAUAAACACAGAAGAGGAGUGAGUAUUUACUGCUCAUCAUGCCAUAAAACAGAUCCAAAAUGAUCUCAGUCAUUCCAGGUUUUAUGUCAGUCUGUAUUCAUUCAGGGAAAUGUACAUCAUGAUUAUUUUUACUACAUGUGUGUCUCUGUUAAAUUCUUUUGGUACAGUAUUAGUGCCUCUACUAUACUAGUGUUCAUUUGCCAGUACUAUAUAUGCCUCUAUCGUACAUUCAUAAACAUGAAAGCAUCUAUCGGAUGAAGGAUUGAACAAGCCACUAUGGUGAAGUUAAGUUACCGAGUGUUAUUCAACAAAUUUUCUUUGUUGAACCGAUUUGUUUGCCACUAUGUAUAAUAUUUUAAUGACGAUUCUACAAAUUAAAAUAGAAGGUGGUCAAGUGUAAAUACCUCGCCUGCUCUUAAUCAGCCAGAAUUAAAUGGUAUCACAUUCAUGUUUUGCAAUGAAUGUUCGUUGCUAGUUGACCAUUUCUGAAAUAUAAUGAAGUACUUGCUUUAAAGUGACUCUGCUUUAACUGCUGUCAUCAGCUCAUGUUUCAAAGAGGAGAAUCUGAUUUUAGAUCAAUAUUUUAAGGGGCAAAAAAAAAAUGGCUAUUUGUUUUGAAAAGGCUGUGACUGUACCUGUUUGUUCUACAACUAAAUGCUGUAUGUCUUGUGAUCAACCAUGAACAUUUGUAUCUUGCACAUUCUUUCAUAGGUUACACUGGCCAAGUAUGAUUUUAAAAAUCAAUAAAUAAAUGGAUUUUAAGUAA